Molecule: messenger RNA, 2310 nt
Organism: Gopherus flavomarginatus (Mexican gopher tortoise)
Lineage: Eukaryota; Metazoa; Chordata; Testudines; Testudinidae
Gene: BRSK1
Product: BR serine/threonine kinase 1
Exons: 19
Coding region: 147-2276 (709 amino acids)
Biological process (GO): intracellular signal transduction; microtubule cytoskeleton organization; protein phosphorylation
Cellular component (GO): cytoplasm
Molecular function (GO): tau-protein kinase activity; protein serine/threonine kinase activity; ATP binding
Source: RefSeq, a predicted model, not a curated record
UCCCUCCUCCCCUCCCCGCCGGCCCCCCCAAAUCCGCCGGCAUGCGGGGCUGAGGGGCCGGGGCCUCCGUCUAUUGUUCCUGCCCAGGGAGGGGAAUCGAGGCGGGGUGGGGGGGGGAGGUGGCAGACAAAGGGGGCCCGGCCGUCAUGUCCGGCGGCAAGGAGCCUGGGGGGCACCCCCCGGGCCCGGCCCCCCAGCACGCCCAGUACGUGGGGCCCUACCGGCUGGAGAAGACCCUGGGCAAAGGCCAGACGGGGCUGGUGAAGCUGGGCGUUCACUGCAUCACGGGGCAGAAAGUGGCCAUCAAGAUCGUGAACCGGGAGAAGCUGUCGGAGUCGGUGCUGAUGAAGGUGGAGCGGGAAAUCGCCAUCCUGAAGCUGAUCGAGCACCCGCAUGUGCUGAAACUGCACGACGUCUAUGAGAAUAAGAAAUAUUUGUACCUGGUGCUGGAGCAUGUCUCAGGGGGGGAGCUCUUCGACUACCUGGUGAAGAAAGGGCGCCUGACCCCCAAAGAGGCUCGCAAGUUCUUCCGGCAGAUUGUCUCCGCCCUGGACUUCUGCCACAGCUACUCCAUCUGCCACCGUGACCUCAAGCCGGAGAACCUGCUGCUGGACGAGAAGAACAACAUCCGCAUCGCGGACUUCGGGAUGGCGUCCCUGCAGGUCGGGGCCAGCCUGCUGGAGACCAGCUGUGGCUCUCCCCACUAUGCAUGUCCCGAGGUGAUCAAGGGUGAGAAAUACGACGGGCGCCGGGCCGACAUGUGGAGCUGCGGGGUCAUUCUCUUCGCCCUGCUGGUGGGGGCGCUGCCCUUCGACGACGACAACCUGCGCCAGCUGCUGGAGAAGGUGAAGCGGGGGGCCUUCCACAUGCCCCACUUCAUCCCCCCCGACUGCCAGAGCCUCUUGCGCGGCAUGAUCGAGGUGGAGCCGGAGAAACGGCUCAGCCUGGAGCAGAUCCAGAAGCAUCCCUGGUUCCUGGGGGGGAGGAACGAGCCGGAGCCGGAGCAGCCGGUGCCGCGGAAGGUGUCGAUCCGGCGCAUCCAGUCGGUGAGCGAGCUGGACCCCGACGUGCUGGAGAGCAUGUACUCGCUGGGCUGCUUCCGCGACAAGGGGCGCCUCCAGCAGGAGCUGCAGGCCGAGGGGGAGAACCAGGAGAAGAUGAUCUAUUACCUGCUGCUGGAUCGCAAGGAGCGGUACCCCAGCUGUGAGGACGAGGACCUGCCGCCCCGCAACGACGCCGAUCCCCCCCGGAAGCGGGUCGACUCGCCGAUGCUGAACCGCCACGGGAAGCGCCGGCCCGAGCGGAAAUCCAUGGAGGUCCUGAGCGUCACCGACGGGGGCUCCCCAGUCCCGGCCCGACGGGCCAUCGAGAUGGCCCAGCACAGCCAGAGGUCUCGCUCCGUCAGCGGUGCCUCCACUGGCCUGUCCUCCAGCCCACUGAGCAGCCCCAGGGUCACCCCCCACCCCUCUCCCCGGGGCAGCCCCCUCCCCACCCCGCUGGGCACCCCCGUCCACACGCCCAAGGACAGCCCCUCGGGCACCCCCGGGGGGACCCCCCCCUCCAGCCCCGGGGCCGCCGGCCUGGCCUGGAAAACGCGCCUCAGCUCCCUCAAGAACAGCUUCCUGGGGUCGCCCCGCUUCCACCGCCGGAAACUGCAAGUCCCCACCCCGGAGGAGAUGUCCAGCCUGACGCCGGAGUCCUCCCCAGAGCUGGCGAAGAAAUCCUGGUUCGGGAAUUUCAUCUCGCUGGAGAAGGAGGAGCUGAUCUUCGUGGUGAUCCGGGACAAGCCGCUCAGCUCGGUCAAGGCCGACAUCGUCCACGCCUUCCUUUCGAUCCCCAGCCUGAGUCACAGCGUCCUGUCCCAGACGAGCUUCCGGGCCGAGUACCGGGCGUCGGGGGGCCCGGCUGUCUUCCAGAAACCCGUCCGGUUCCAGGUGGACAUCAGCGCCUCGGACGGGGGGGCCGCCCCCAAGGACAGUGGGGUGUUCUCCGUCAGCUUCACCCUCAUCUCAGGGCCCAGCCGCCGGUUCAAGCGGGUUGUGGAGACGAUCCAGGCUCAGCUGCUCAGCUCCCACGACCAGCCCUCGGUGCAGGCCCUGGCCGACGAGAAGAACGGGCAGCAGCCCCGUCCGCCGGGCACCCCCACCCGCGUGGCCCCGAAUUCCCGGCGCUCCGACCCCGACGUCGCGGAGCAGCCUCGCCGCGGCUCGUGCAAGGAAAAGAAACUCGUGUCGUCCAACGGGACGCAGGCCCCCCAGCCCCCGCAGCAGCCAUGACCCCCAGGGAGCCCGGCCCCUCGCUCUGGCCCCA